Molecule: messenger RNA, 1476 nt
Organism: Theileria orientalis strain Shintoku
Lineage: Eukaryota; Apicomplexa; Aconoidasida; Piroplasmida; Theileriidae
Product: splicing factor 3 subunit 1
Exons: 8
Coding region: 1-1476 (491 amino acids)
Biological process (GO): mRNA cis splicing, via spliceosome; regulation of alternative mRNA splicing, via spliceosome
Cellular component (GO): U2-type prespliceosome; catalytic step 2 spliceosome; U2 snRNP
Molecular function (GO): RNA binding
Source: RefSeq, a predicted model, not a curated record
AUGUCAACACCGGAAGAGGUUAUUUUUCCUCCUUUAUACAUCAGAUCUGUCAUUGACAAGACUGCUCAGUUUGUUGCCAAAAAUGGCCAUCAUUUUGAAAAUCGCAUUCGAUUCGAUCAAUCAAAAUCAGCAGGUUCUAAUAACAAUAAAUUUAGUUUUCUGGAUCCCCAAAAUGCCUAUCAUCUUUACUAUAAAUUGAAGCUCUCAGAGCUCCAGGGUAACAAAGUGCCGGAAAUAAACCCCUCAAUUCCACAAGCGAUCCUAGAUAAACGAAAACGACUCGAAUUAAAAAAUAAACACAAAGAAAGAUUACUGGCGCUAUCGGACUUCAGAUCUGCUACAGAAUCGCUUCAAAAGCCGGAAGAAGACUUAUUUACACAUACACUUCCACCUGUAAGUGUAUUGAUAGAUUUAAUAAGACUGUGUUCUAACGAUGUUUAUAGGGAAAUAAUAAAGAAUACUGCGCUGUUUGUGGCGAGGAACGGGCACAAGUUCCUAGUUGACCUAAAUAAACGAGAAAAAAACAACCCACAAUACGAUUUUUUGAACCCAUCGCACUACCUGUUCAGCUUUUUCAGCAACAUAACGGACUCGUACACAAAGUGCCUAGUGCCGCCGAAGGCGCAGAUAGAAAAGCUGAACCAGAUAGGCAAGGACAGACUAUAUUACCUGCAACUGUGCCAGAAACGCGCGGACUGGGACGCAAACGAAGCAGAAAAGCUGGAGUCGGAAGAGGCGAGGAAGAAGGAGGAGAAGCUGGAGAUGAUGUCGCUCGACUGGUAUUCAUUCUUUAUAGCGGAGACCAUAAAGUUCAACGACGUGGACGAAGACCUGCCGGUGCCAAUAGACUUCUCAAACCCAGACGCACUGCUGAGGUUCUCGUACAAUUCGCUCUUCGCGCCGAAGGCGGAAGUGGAGCUUAAAGAGGUGCCCCUCGUCAACGACAUUGCGGAAAUCGAUAGCAAAAUUCAACUUUCAGAGCAGCUCGUUCAGCCUGAAGUUCCAGCUGAGAAGGCGGAGACUCCGUCGAAGGCCGAAGCUGAGGAAGCCUCAGCGCAGCCGUCCAAGUUCUCGGACCCGCCAGUGUCGACUAAGCCAGUGAGAGACGACACAAGAAUAGUCCAGGAUGGAGACGAGGUGAUCAAGGUCAAGAGAACGUAUUCGAGGACAAGGAAGUCGUCGGACACCGUGAUGCAAAAGUGUCCAAUCACAGGCCAGAUGGUCCCGUCCUCAGAAAUGUCGGAACACCUGAGAAUUUUACUCCUGGACCCGAAGUGGAAGGAGCAAAAGGACAAGUUUAUGGAGAAGGCCAUGCUCGACUCAGCACUGGCGCCGCUCGAGGAUGUUGGAAGCAACCUAUCGAGUCUCGUGGCACGCAGGCCUGACAUAUUCGGAUCUCCCGAGGAAGAGGUUAGUAGAUGGCAUCAAACGAGCAUUUAUAGAUCAAGGACCACACUGAGGGGAACCAGUACAUAA